Molecule: messenger RNA, 3047 nt
Organism: Petromyzon marinus (sea lamprey)
Lineage: Eukaryota; Metazoa; Chordata; Hyperoartia; Petromyzontiformes; Petromyzontidae
Molecular function (GO): protein binding
Source: RefSeq, a predicted model, not a curated record
ACAUCUGGACCACCACCCUGCACAGUGUUUCCAGUUUGACCACUUCUCUGAAACGACACCGAAUCGCACAGAAUGAGGAACUUGUAAAGUAGCUGCAGUCGCAGUGUUUCGAGAUUGCUGGGUGUCGUUAGUCUAGAAACUCGCACGGUACAUUCAUCUUCGUCUACACGUCCUUUUGAUAGACAUUAACUGUGUUUAAUAGUUAAGUGUUUUACACUCAUAGCCACUGGUGAGCCAGCUGGGGUCUCUACUGUAGAAGUGUUCAAGGGCCACAAGGCGCAUUUGCAUUAUAUUACAGUGAAGUAUCUCUAAAGUAAAGCUACAUAACAGCGAUAUUCAUCGUUAGCUUCGUGCUCCACCAUUUUGACACCAAGUUUGUAACGAUGCAGCCAAACCAAGUGACAGCAAUGGCGCUGAUCUCUGGCAUCAUCUUUCUUACGUUCAUCUCAAUGGUUGAGAAUAAUGAAUGUGAAGAGAAAGGACAAUACAGAGCGGUGAAUGGGUUUUGCUGCCACCUCUGCCAUGCAGGAUUCAGCUGGUUUCACGACUGCUAUUCUGAUGACAGCGAUGCUCUCUGCAUACCUUGCGUGCCAGGGGAGAACUACAUGGAUGUUGCAAACCGUGGUCCUGAUUGCAAAAAGUGCAGCACCUGCAAUGUUCUCUAUGAAGAUGUUCAACAGGACUGUACUGUCACUAGUGACACUGUGUGUCAGUGUAAGGAUGGAUACAGUCGGCCUCAUCCUUCACAGCCUUGUGAAGUUACAUCAAACACAGAAAAAAACAUUGCAAUUCCUACUGGAAUUGUGACUAUUAUUCUGGUGGCGGUGGUGGCCUUAUUGAUUUAUCGGAAGAAGAAAUGCUUAUACCCCUUUGGACCAAAGUUUACUGGCCUGGUGAAAGAGACUUUGCCUCUUAUAAGUAUGGAGAGGCCCAAGGAUAUCCUUGAGAAUCAACGCAAGCUCAUCGAGAAGAGAAUGAAUUGCAGUGAUGCUGAAGUUUGGAGGAAGUUACAUGGGUGGCUGCCAGACAUUUAUAAGUUAGUCUCUGAAAACAGCUACUUUAUCUUGUACGAGAUGUAUAAAAAAUACAAUAUGAAUCUACCCAUUUACUGGGAGGCUUACGAAACUACUGCCAGCUCUGAACGUGCAGUCCGUAUUCUCGAUCACUGUAUUAAUGAAGGUGAGGAGAUUUGCCAAGGGCUUCUAGAUGUGAUCCAUGCAGGAGAGGACAAGCAUAUACAGCUGCAGACGCUGCUCGACUCUGCCGGAAAAUGCUCUCCAAUUCUUGAUCCAGACACAGCACAUAAAGAGCUUCUUAUCUCAGCUGAUCACAAGACAGCAACAUGGAUCAAGGACCCUCCAGAUAAACCCGAACACCCAGACCGGUUCGAUUACUGGUUGCAUGUCCUGUCCUCGGAUAGUUUCUCGGAAGGAUGCCACUGCUGGGUGGUGAAUGUGAGGGACGUGACGAAUCUUCGUAUUGGCGUCGCUUACGGGAAAAUUCCACGGAAAGGAGAAAGCCAUGCAUGCCUGAUAGGAUACAACAGCAUGUCCUGGUGUUUACGGAAAUACAACAACAAAUUUAGGGCGUGGCAUGACAAGGAAAGCAUCGAGCUGGAAGUGAAUGAAAUUCCUCGCAGAAUCGGUCUUGGCCUGGACUAUGAUGCAGGGCUUCUGUUGUUUUACAAUGCUGACAACAACACACAUUUACACACAUUUUAUGCUCACUUUGCUCAGCCUCUCCAUGCUGCCCUGUAUGUGUGGGGAGGGGCCCUCACCAUUGAGCCUGUUAAUGGUUACAAUUACCUUUAAUGAAGUUUGAAUCAUCCGUAAGAGUAAAAUAAUUUAAUACAAAAAUUUCCAUUAAGCUCAGAAUUGUGUACAAUACAAAUUGUAAUUUUCACUUUUAUUUAUUUUACUACAGUAUAGAAAAGACGACGCUGGAUGAAAGUUUAUUUUAAUGGGAUGAGAAAAUAACUUUCAAAUAAAAUAUAACUAUAUAAGUAUAUAUACUCUGCUGGUGCGUGGAGUCCCUAAGAGCGCUUUUGUGAGCACAAACCAAAGCCCGAAACUAUUGCUUCAUGGAGUAGCCAAGAGUGCUGUUGUGAGUGUAAACCAAGGCCCGAGAUUGCGACUGUGUGGAAUUGCUGAGAGUGCUGUUGUGAGCGGGAACAAAUACCGUAGCUGAUGCUGCGCUGAAUCCUGGGAGCACGGCACUACCGUUGGUCCGGGAGGGAGGUCCCUGAGGCUACACGUGACCUCGAGAGUGGAUUUAGGGACCCUGGGCUUCUGAUGCGUUGCCUCAUCACCCAGGAGUGGAGCGUGCGUAAGGGUUGGUGCGAACGGUGGGCGCGGUGGUCUGUAAUUGCCCUAUCCGUGUGAUGUUCUGUAAUCGCUCUACUGUCGCGGUGUUCUAUACCUGUUUUUUUGCCGUGAGAUUUUGUACUUGUCGCGGUGUCAAGGGGGUCUGUACCUGUUUUGUCGCUUUUGUUAAGCUGGUGAACUAUGGGGUUAUGUAAAUGCUUGCUACUACCAACCAUGCAACGCCACUGGGCUAGACCUUGGAUUGCCACGAUAUACUUGUCACGAUAAAAUAUACAUUUUAAUGACGUAAAAAUAAACGUAAUAUCAGUUUCCCAUAGCUUUGAAACUAUAAUGCACAUGUUUAUUGUACGAGGUGCUUUUGUACGUGUAGAGACAGUGCGUGUGUGGAGACAGUGCGCGUGCGGGGACAGUGCGUGCCCCAGCGGCCACGGGGAGUAAUUACAGGGGUGGAUAUGAAGAGGGCGAGUGGUGAAAAGGAAACCAUCUGGGAAGUUCUAGAGAGUUCAAGAAAGGGGGCGUGGCGGGGUAAGGGCCACGCCUGGGAUAAAAAGAGGCGAGGUUCGGGGUUGCCCUGGGAUCGGCGUCGUCUGUCUUUAGGCCGUCGGCAUCGUCGUCGCUGUCUUCACACCGUCGCUGUCUUCGUGUCGCCACUUGCGUGUCAUCCCUGGCCAAGUUAUCUGCGUGCAGCACCCUAAUUAACAAAUAAAGCAACCCUCUACAGUU